AUGAGCUCCUCGAACCAGCACGAUGGGGAUAGCUUUGGUAGAUUUCUGCUUCAUGCUGAACAAAUUACCCGCGAAGCCCGCUUCGUCUUAGAUUCAAUCCCAAACGUGGAGUUUUUUGCAGUCGAGAGAUCAUUGCGUCAUCUGCGUGCUGCCAAGCAGGUUCUAACUGAGACGGAAGACAUCUGGCUUGUUGGAGAAGAACGAACUGGGCUGGUCAACCUAGUGGAUAGUCUUAUCAACCCUCUCGCUGAGUUUCUGGCCGCUCCUCCGCCCGCAUCGAAUGCUGGAGUCCCUGUCGCAGCCUCCGGUGGUCGAGGCCGUCCUCGAUUUGUUCUCGAUCUAGAGCGAGCAAUCGACUUGCACAAUCUGGGAAAUACUUGGGAGGAUGUUGCCACUGCCAUGGGUGUUGCUCGGAUUACGCUGUAUCGCCACUUGGAUGAAGCUGGACUUUCGACACAUCGCCCUCUUCACUCGAGCGUUGCAGACUCACAACUCGACGAGCUAAUUGCUGAAUUUUCGCUUCAGCAUCCGUUCUCGGGUGCCCAGAUCGCUCUUGGCCAUCUUGAAGCACAGGGUAUUCACUUACCUAUUGAACGUGUGCGAGAGAGCCUUGGGCGUGUCGAUCCGGUUGGAACCUUCAUACGAUGGCACAAGACGGUCAAACGGCGUGUUUAUCGCAUUCAUGGCUGUAUCGAUGGCUUCUCUCGGCUCUUCAUUUAUCUCAUGUGCUGCAAUAACAAAAGGUCUGCAACUGUAGAGGCAAUCUUUCGCCGGGCUGUAGACCAGUUUGGGUGGCCAAGUCGGGCGAGGGGUGACUUUGGAACGGAAAACAAUGGGGUGGAAAGGCAGAUGAUUGGACAUUGGGGUCAGACACACAUGGCAUAUCUUCGAGGACGAUCGCUGCAAAAUAUCCGUAUUGAACGCAGUUGGCGGGACAUUCGCAAGGAUGCCCUGCAAUACUUUCGUGAGAUUUUUCAACAUUUGGAAGAAAGUCAUCUUCUCGAUAUGGAAAACGCCAUCGAACGAGUCUGUCUAUUCCUCGUUUAUCAACCUCGAAUCCAGGCAGCCCUCGACAGGGCACGAAAUGCAUGGAACCACCACAAAAUCCGCACCGAACGCAACAAGACACCAAUUGCCAUCUAUGAACUCAGUCGGGAAAAAGCCAUUCGUCUUGGCUAUUGGACUGGUGACCCUGGAGACAAUAUUGGUGAGGUUUCUGCUGAUUAUGGGGUGGAUGGUGAUGGUCCCCAACCUCCGUUGGAUGAAUUGGCCUCCGAUCCCAUUGCUGCUGAUUACACAGAACAUACCUCAUCUGAGGCUGAACAAGCUGCUGGUAUUUUUGUGAAUGACUCUUCUGAGGUUGAUGAGAUGAGGAAGACUCUAGGAGAUUUUGACUUGGGAGCAGAGGAUGGAAAUCAUGGCAUGGAUGUCUAUUGUCAGGCUGUUCUAUUAGCCACUUCAUUUAGUGGUCUGCUGGCUUUGGCUUCAGGCCAAAAAGCCAUGGCUUUUUGGCUUUGGUACCAGGGCCAAAGCCAAGCCAGAAAUCUUGGCCUGUGUUGGAUUUGGCCUGGCUCAAGGGUUUAG
This is a messenger RNA of Mycena indigotica, 1584 nucleotides long. Its product is annotated as Integrase catalytic domain-containing protein. NCBI's taxonomy places the organism in Eukaryota, Fungi, Basidiomycota, Agaricomycetes, Agaricales, Mycenaceae. The record is from RefSeq and is a predicted model, not a curated record. The coding region runs from base 1 to 1584 and encodes 527 amino acids. Gene Ontology annotation, molecular function: nucleic acid binding. The transcript is spliced from 4 exons.